AUGACUGUCAUUAUCUACGGAACAGUCGCCAUCGACGGCCAGUGGCUGCAGCGCGGCUUCACCAACCUGCGACAACACGCGGCAAACACACUCUGUAGAACAAAGCCGCUGAUGGAAAGGAUGGCCAUGCACCGCACGAGCUUGAUGGGUGUAACGUCUCAUAUGAAUCCGCCCAACGAUAUGAAAAGGCUUCCGGAGGCCGGGAGCCUCAUAGGGACUCUUCACAACUACCGCCGGCGGCGUUGUACAGACGACCGCGACAGGGCGUAG
Molecule: messenger RNA, 270 nt
Organism: Colletotrichum higginsianum IMI 349063
Lineage: Eukaryota; Fungi; Ascomycota; Sordariomycetes; Glomerellales; Glomerellaceae
Exons: 1
Coding region: 1-270 (89 amino acids)
Source: RefSeq, a predicted model, not a curated record